UUGUUUACAAUAACCGCCACUAGACGGAAGUGCUUGGCGUCUUCCGGGCCAAGCGGCGAGCACACACGUGGGUAAAAGUUUACUGCGUUGGGGAAAGAUGUCGAGAAAACAAAGUUCUACUUCUUUAGCGACGGAAAAGCCGGACUCGCCGCCUAUCACCGGACGGACCCGCAGCGGCCGCGCUAUCCGUGCUCAACCAACGCGUCAUGCCUCCGAAACUCCGGCGAAGAGUUCCAGCCGUAGGACUACCAGGAGGUCUGUCAUACCGGAGGAUGAGCAGAACCCCACGAUAGAAUGUGUAGAACCUACAUUAGUGGAGCUAACCAAGGAGAAGCCCAUACUAGAAUGUGUAGAACCUACAUUAGUGGAGCCAAUGGAGGAGAAGCCCACGAUAGAAUGUGUAGAACCUACGUUAGUCGAGGACAAGCCCACUAUAGAAUGUGUAGAACCUACGUUAGUCGAAGACAAGCCCACUAUAGAAUGUGUAAAACCUACGUUAGUCGAGGAUAAGCCCACGAUAGAAUGUGUAAAACCUACGUUAGUUGAGGACAAGCCCACUAUAGAAUGUGUAAAACCUACGUUAGUCGAGGACAAGCCCACAAUAGAAUGUGUAGAACCUACGUUAGUGGAGUUGGUGGAGGAGAAGCCCAUGGAAGUCUGCGUGGAACCCACCCCAGCGGCGCCAAGCACAGAAGCCGUACCAGACGGCCAUGUGUCCAAGCCUUCACCGGCGGGGAGAGGGGCAUCGGUCCCCACAUCUCAGCCCAAGAAGAAGCCUCGUCUUGGGCCAAACGAGAAGCCCAAAGCCGUCGUUAUUCCUCUGGGGAAGCCCAAAUCAGGAAGAGUGUGGAAGAAUCGUAACAAACAGAGGUUCUCAGCGGUGGUCAGAGACUCGUCACUGUGUUCGUCCUGGGAGAAAAAGAUGGCGGCCAAGCGAGAGAAGCAGCUGGUGCAGCAAUAUUCUUUGCAGCUGAAAGAGCAGAAAGCCAAACAGAAAGAGGACAAGAGGAAACGCAGAGAGGACAACUUGAAACGACGCGAGGAGAACGAGCGCAAAGCGGAGAUCGUGCAAGUGAUACGGAACACGGCGAAGAUCAAGCGGAUGAAGAAGAAGCACCUGAGGAAGAUCGAGAAGCGAGACACGCUCUCUCUAAUGGAGAACAACAAAGACAAGCAAAAGGUCAAAAGCAAACCGGCAAAGAAAAACAAGACGGAAGAGUCGACCUGAAGACUGACGUACACACACCCAAAAUUCAUUAUUAUUGAAAAACUUUUAUUUUUUUUUCCAAACAUAUUUUGGAAAAUAUUCAUCUAUUAAGAAUGGGGAUUUGGAUUGUUUUGUGCACCCCUACACAAAUCUCAUUCCUAAAACUGUUGCUGUACCUUAAAAUGAAUGACCUUCUAUUAAAGUAAUGACAAAUAAA
This is a messenger RNA of Nerophis ophidion (straightnose pipefish), 1424 nucleotides long. RefSeq names its product coiled-coil domain containing 86 (gene ccdc86). The transcript has 4 exons. The record is from RefSeq and is a predicted model, not a curated record. NCBI's taxonomy places the organism in Eukaryota, Metazoa, Chordata, Actinopteri, Syngnathiformes, Syngnathidae. The coding region runs from base 98 to 1228 and encodes 376 amino acids. Gene Ontology annotation, cellular component: nucleolus.